AUGUCCCUCAAGAGGCUGAGUCUGUCUUUGGGUUUUGAAAGCUUCCACGGGUUCACUCCCACUUCUCUCCACACUAACCCCUUCUACAUCUCCCAUGACAGCGAGGCUAUUGAGCACGCUCUCUCCACAGAGACAACAAUGAUUGAGCCAGUGAUGGCACCUAUUGAAGAGAAGACUGAUGAUCUGGAAAAAUAUUUGCUCGACAUUGAGGGAAGUGACGACUCUCCUACACUGAAGGAAAAUGCCUUCUUUGAUCCAAUCUUGUCUGAAGUGUUUGGAGAUUACGUCACACGAUGUCACUCCAGUGACAACAGAGACUUCAAACAUCAGUUUACAGUGAUGCAAGACUGUGGUGCAGGCUUUUCCACGAUUGCUGGAUCUAACACGAGUCUGCAAAAGCUCAACAGAUAUAAAAAUAUCAUGCCAUAUGAUGAUAACAGGGUCUUACUCAUGGCAGUUGAAGGACACACUGAGUACAAAGGAGACUACAUUAAUGCCAGUUACAUUGAUGGAUACAACUUUGAGCACAAGUUCAUAGCCACGCAAGGACCACUGCCUAACACAACUGUUGACUUCUGGAGGAUGGUGUGGCAGGAGAGGUCUCAGAGCAUUGUGAUGGUCACCAAUCCGGUGGAGGGAAAUAGGAUCAAGUGUCACAAGUACUGGCCGGAGACUGGGAUGCUGUCCUUUGGUCCCUUCAAUGUCACCAUCACAGGACAACAGAUACUGGCUGACUACACCACUCGGGAGUUUAGUGUCCAGCUGGCAGAUAGCUCAGAACCAGCUCUGAGUGUGACUCAGUUCCACUUCACAGCCUGGCCUGACCAUGGAGUGCCUGACUAUGCCACUUCACUUCUGGCCUUCCACAAAAAAAUGAAGAAACAUCACAAGGGAGGAAUGGGACCAAUUAUUGUCCACUGCAGUGCUGGUGUUGGGAGGACAGGGACUCUGAUAACUAUUGACUGUGUUCUUGAGCAGCUGCAAGAGGAGAAGGUGGUGGAUAUAGCUGGUGUCAUCAUCCACCUCCGCACACAGAGAAUGAAAAUGGUCCAGAGCUUGGAACAAUAUAUCUUCAUCCAUGAUGCUAUCCUUGAGGUCCUGACAUGCGGUGAUACCCAAAUCGAUGCCUGUAACCUCCGCAGAGUUACUCAGAAAAUGACUGAAUGUGACACACAAACCAAUCUCAACGAUUUUGAAAAGCAGUUCGAGGUACUUGAGAAGGUUUCUGUAAAGCCAGGAGAGAUUGCAAGGAGCGAGGCUCUUCGUAAUCCCACCAAGAAUCGGAGUGAUGACUACCUCCCUGGUGAUGCCUGGCGUGUGGCACUGAGAGGACAUCUCCAGACUUAUAUCCACGCCGUUUUUGUUAAUGGUUACAAGCAACAGAGAGCAUUCAUCAUAGCUCAGAGUCCCAUGGAGUCCACAGCCAGAGAUUUCUGGAAGAUGGUCCAUGACAGGAAGUGUGGAGUCAUUGUUAUGCUCUGUGACUUGGUGGAAGACGAACAGGAGACGUGUUACCAGUAUUGGCCUCAGACUGGACUGAUUCAGUUUGUGGGCUACACAGUUGAUCUGAUGGAGGAAAAGGUCAUGGAGGGAUUCAUCAUACGCAAAAUAAGCGUCUACAGUGAGAAG
Molecule: messenger RNA, 1629 nt
Organism: Geodia barretti
Lineage: Eukaryota; Metazoa; Porifera; Demospongiae; Tetractinellida; Geodiidae
Source: the annotation of a GenBank genome assembly